Molecule: messenger RNA, 1907 nt
Organism: Pelobates fuscus (common spadefoot toad)
Lineage: Eukaryota; Metazoa; Chordata; Amphibia; Anura; Pelobatidae
Gene: OLFM3
Product: olfactomedin 3
Exons: 6
Coding region: 500-1870 (456 amino acids)
Biological process (GO): signal transduction
Source: RefSeq, a predicted model, not a curated record
UCUCUCUGCAGAUUGCCAGUGACAUUCAAAGAACGACCAUGAGUUGGAUCCAGUGAGGAAGUGGAACACGGCAGAGUUCUAUUCAGGGUUCUAAAGGAGCCACACGGUUCUUAAGUGACCCACCAGGGAUAAGGGGCACAGGGAGUGUCACAUGGAUACUUCUGCCACAGCUUACUAAGGAUGAAAGCAGAGACAGUCACCUUAUUCUCAUCUUCCCUGGGUCCUAAUGCUCCUCUCUCCCCCUGCUGAAGCUUCAUCCCCCUAAAUCCCUGCAAGAGAAGCCCCCCAGAGCCUAUGUGAUGUCACAUCCGUUGCCCAGGUCUGAACACCUCUUCUAGCAGCUCUCCUCUCCACCUCCAUCUCCUUCUCUUCUUCCUCCCAGGCUCUCCUCGCCUUCUACUGGGCAACAAACUUUGGCAGCUCCAUCAGCACCAGGGACAGCGCAGGAUGUGCAGCACAGAGCAGUGCUGAUGAGCCGCCCAGACAGGGGAGCAGCAUCAUGCAGACUCCUAGCAGCCUCCUCCUCCUCCUCACUCUCCUGGCUCUGCUGGAGCCUUCCAAGACCCAAAUCAGCCCUCGAGAAGGUUGGCAAGUAUACAGCUCGGCUCAAGAUCCUGAUGGUCGAUGUAUCUGUACUGUGGUGGCUCCAGAACAGAACCUGUGCUCCAGAGAUGCAAAAAGUAAACAGCUUCGCCAGCUUCUGGAAAAGGUCCAGAAUAUGUCCCAGUCCAUUGAGGUGCUAAAUCUACGCACACAACGAGAUUUCCAGUAUGUACAAAAAAUGGAAAACCAAAUGAAAGGGCUUAAAGCUAAGUUUAGACAGAUCGAGGAGGAUAGAAAGACCCAGCUCACUCGUCAUUUUCAGGAUCUGAAGGAAAAGAUGGAUGAGCUGCUGCCUCUGAUUCCCGUUUUGGAACAAUAUAAAACAGAUGCAAGGCUCAUUACUCAGUUUAAAGAAGAGAUUCGUAAUUUGACUGGCAUUCUGACCACUAUCCAGCACGAGAUAGGAGCUUUUGAUUAUGAAGAUCUUCACCAGAGAGUGCUGGGCCUCGAGACCAGGCUGAGAGAGUGCAUGAAGAAACUCACAUGUGGAAAACUAAUGAAAAUUACAGGACCGGUGACAGUGAAAGCAUCUGGCCCAAGGUUUGGAGCAUGGAUGACAGAUCCUACUGCAUCAGAGAAAAACAACCGUGUCUGGUAUAUGGAGGGAUUUACAAUAAACAAAGUGGUACGGGAGUACAAGUCGAUGGCAGAUUUCAUUACUGGUGCAGAAUCUAGGACUUAUACUCUUCCUGUAAAAUGGGCUGGUACCAGCCAUCUGGUUUACAAUGGAUCCCUCUUCUUCAACAAAUACCAGAGUAACAUAAUCAUCAAGUACAGCUUUGGCACAGGCAAAGUUCUGGCGCAGCGUAGCCUGGACAAUGCUGGCUUUAAUAAUGUCUAUCCCUAUACUUGGGGUGGACAUUCUGACAUUGAUCUUAUGGCAGAUGAGUUUGGACUUUGGGCUGUCUAUGCCACAAAUCAAAAUGCUGGCAACAUUGUGAUAAGCCAAUUACGACAGGACACGUUAGAGGUUGUGAAGACCUGGGUUACAGGAUACCCCAAAAGAAGCGCUGGAGAAUCAUUUAUGAUCUGUGGUACCUUGUAUGUUACCAACUCUCACCUCACGGGAGCCAAGGUCCAUUAUUCUUAUUCCACUAAGUCCUCUUCCUAUGAAUACACAGACAUUCCAUUCCACAAUCAGUACUUUCACAUAUCCAUGUUGGAUUACAAUGCCCGGGAUCGUGCCCUCUAUGCCUGGAACAAUGGGCACCAGGUGCUCUUCAAUGUCACUUUAUUUCACAUUAUCAAGACGGACGAGGACAUGUGAGGUGGACCAUAAGCCUUCUUCCAGCUGGUGGUCCUUU